AUGCCCCGUUCCUUCCUGGUGAAGAAGAAGCAGGGGUUGUGUGGAGGAUGGAGAUGGAAAGAUCCAGAAAAGGUAGAGAGUGCCGAGGACCUCCAAACAGAAACUGCGCCAGCUCCAGAGCCCAGCCCUGAACCUCCUGCCCCUCCUAUCCACCCUGAACCUGCUGUACUGCCCCCUGCCCCAGAUCCAGAGAUGCAAGCAGGCCGGACCUGGCACUCCAUGCUAACCGCCCACCGACCCCACCUCAGUCAGGGCCAGUACCCCCCAGACACAGCACUCUGUCCACCUCCUAGGAUAAAGCCACGCCCCCCUCCUGGGGCAGGGGACUUCCAGUGCUCCGUGUGCCACAAAGUGUUCCCCCUGCAGCGCAUGCUAACACGACACCUCAAGUGCCACAGCCUGGUGAAGAGGCACCUCUGCAGGUUCUGCGGCAAGGGCUUCAACGACACGUUUGACCUCAAGAGGCACAUGCGCACUCACACCGGUAUCCGGCCGUACAGGUGCGAGCUGUGCGAGAAGGCUUUCACCCAGCGCUGCUCCCUGGAGUCGCACCUGCGCAAGAUCCACGGCGUGCGGCAGCAGUACGCCUACCGCCAGCGCCGCUCCAAGAUCUUCGUCUGCGAGGACUGCGGCUUCACCUCCACCCGCCCCGAGGAGUACUUCCUGCACGUGCGCCAGUGUCACCCUGGCAGCCCCGCCCUGAGGCGGUACUAUCGCAAACACGCCCAGGAGCAGGCCGCCGCCCACAGCCACAGCCACAGUCAUGUCCAAAACCACACCAAACACAGACUGGGGCCCCUGGUAAUCUAUCCCACGUCAGGAUACUUAAUCUGA
Molecule: messenger RNA, 834 nt
Organism: Anguilla rostrata (American eel)
Lineage: Eukaryota; Metazoa; Chordata; Actinopteri; Anguilliformes; Anguillidae
Exons: 4
Coding region: 1-834 (277 amino acids)
Biological process (GO): epidermal cell differentiation; regulation of transcription by RNA polymerase II
Cellular component (GO): nucleus
Molecular function (GO): RNA polymerase II cis-regulatory region sequence-specific DNA binding; DNA-binding transcription factor activity, RNA polymerase II-specific
Source: RefSeq, a predicted model, not a curated record